Molecule: messenger RNA, 414 nt
Organism: Trypanosoma conorhini
Lineage: Eukaryota; Euglenozoa; Kinetoplastea; Trypanosomatida; Trypanosomatidae
Exons: 1
Coding region: 1-414 (137 amino acids)
Source: RefSeq, a predicted model, not a curated record
AUGCGGUGCGCGAGGCCCUCACCGCACCGCGCGCGAGAACCCCGUCGCCUUCUCCACAACCGCGGCCGCCGCUGCGAGAGCGCGUCGACUAGCGCGCCCUCGGCCUUCGAUGCCCCGCUUAUAGUGGCAAGCGUUGCCGCGCGCAGUUCCACUUCAAUUGGCACAAAGGCCCACUGCUGCAGUCAACACACCCCAAAGGCUCCUGUGGUGAACUGGGUUCUCUCGCGACCACUCCAAUCGCUUGGAGUGCCCGUGCGUUCCAAAACGUGUACUCGCCAGCUGUGCCACGCGCGCAUGCUCCAAGGCUUCACCCAGAUCACCCCCGCCAGGCACUCCUAUCGCACCGCAGCUACUGGAAUACUCCCCACUUUCGGCGCGAACGACCACCCAAAUGCCCCUACCGUUUGCAGGUGA